AUGGGCUGGAAUAAACGUAUUAGGGUUGACGACUUGACGCUAACUCAAAUCAAGUCUCGUUUGCUACUUCGCCUCCUGCCUCUACGCUUUGGACUUGCUCUGCCUCCGAAUCGUUGCGUCCGAUUGGAUAGAGCAAAAAAGGCGAUUGCUCAGGCUUUCAAAAACAAAGAAGAUAAGUAUGCAGAAGUCUUCAAAAUCAUUGACAGGAGGUGGAAUUGGCAUCAACCUUUGCAUGCUGCUAGACAUUACUUGAAUCCGGCCCUAUAUUAUGAAAAUCCGAAUGUGGAAAAUGAUGAUGAAGUGAUGAGUGGAUUGAAGUCGUGUAUUCAUAAAUUAGCAUUGAACGAGGACGAGGAGAUGAAGAUUCAUGCCGAGCUCCCAAUAUACCGAAGUGCACAAGGGAUCUUCGGGAACCCGAUAGCGAAGAAAAUGAGACGGAGUGGUGGAUGCAAUAUGGAGCAUCAGCCCCGACACAUUAAAAAAUUGCAUUCUAAGAAAAGAAACCGGGUAGAGCAACAAAAGUUGAAUGACCUUGUUUAUAUCAAGUAUAAUCGGGCUUUGAGAAGGAGGUACAAUAUGCGUGAUACGAUUGACCCAAUUAUAUUGGACGAUGCAAAUGUUCUAGAUCAGACUGAGUGGUUGAUGGGAGGCGAAGAAGAGGAGGAAGAUGCCCCGGUCUUUGAGGGUGAGAAUUUAACAUGGGGUCAAGUUGCAGAUGCUGUUGGGGCAUGUGGGCCACCUUAUUCUCCAAGAAGCAGGAAUAGGGGAGCUGUUGACAAGUCUGCAUCGAGCUCCAGAGGAAUAUGUUUAAUAGAUGAGGAUGAUGACAAUAACUUGGGUGAAGAAGAAAAUGAUGUAGCUGCUUAUAGAGAUUUUGAGCCUUCAUUUGUUCAAGAUCAUGAUGAUGAGCCUGUCUAUGAAGAUCUAGAUGAUCUUUGA
Molecule: messenger RNA, 939 nt
Organism: Lactuca sativa (garden lettuce)
Lineage: Eukaryota; Viridiplantae; Streptophyta; Magnoliopsida; Asterales; Asteraceae
Source: RefSeq, a predicted model, not a curated record